Molecule: messenger RNA, 1141 nt
Organism: Exaiptasia diaphana
Lineage: Eukaryota; Metazoa; Cnidaria; Anthozoa; Actiniaria; Aiptasiidae
Exons: 9
Coding region: 91-1047 (318 amino acids)
Source: RefSeq, a predicted model, not a curated record
GUUCUGGCAUUACUUUCUCAAAUUUCACACGUAAAAAUAAUACUUCACCAAUUGCUGAAGUUUAUCUUUCCAAAAUAUAUCGUCACCAAAAUGAAAAGCCUUCUUUUCAUGGCUAUGGCUAUCACAGCCAUUUCUCAGUGUUGCGCURUGGAGAAAAACGUGCAAGAGCAAGUUUCCAGGAGUCGCACAGGUUUUGAACGCUGUAUAAACAUUAAAAUCAAACACCUUCAUGUCGACAGCAAAGUGUGUGUUGUCAUCAGUUUUUCGAUAGCCGAAGUUGGUAUUGAAGUAAAAAUAACAUGGAAUGGAAUAACUAUCUUCAGCACWAAAAUAUCAGCUAAAGAUCCGCCAUCUUUGUGCUUCAAGUUGCCUAUCGUAGAAGUUGGCAAGGCCUGCCUUCAGCUAACCGACGUCUCUUUCAAACCACAUCACCACGGCGCAUGCCUAUCGUUGAAAUUACAARUUUUGACGUUUAAAAAGACAUAUAAACUUGGAUGCAUCUAUAGAGCUUUGAAUACUGGGGCCGAGUUGAAAGGAGACUGGUCCGAAGCUCGUUUAGAUGGGAAAUCUAAGAUCAGUAUAUCACGUGGUAUGCGAGCAACGACUAUUGAUGAUGAGCCCGCAGGCAAAUGUGUCUGCGCUAAGGCUCGUAGGUGCAUGUGCUGUAGCACUAUUYUAAAGAAUACAACCAAAGUUUGUGGACGAAGUCUUUUAUCCAAGAAGGGAAAGCGUUUUUGGCUCGACUUGUUCGUGAACAAUAACAAGAACUUUAGAGUGAUCACACCAGUUGCUCUUCGUUUUUCGAUGGUUUGUGGCGAUGCACAAGUCAACAAGACAAAYUCGUCUAUCUGCCUYCAACUGAACAAAAUGGAGCAAUCAGCACAGCAGCUGACCGGUUGUAUCACGGCUCAUAUCAUUGUUAAAACAACUCAUUUACAUCAAGAACUCGGUUGUUUCUCGAUGAAACAUCAGAAACCAUGCAAUAAAGACAGUGGCAGUUUGCUGAAGUUCUCGCCGCAAAUUCACAAAUUGCUUUUUAAAAAAUAACUUAUUUGUGACUUUUACUGUGACUAAAAAAAUAACUUAUUUGUGACUUUUACUGUGACUAAAAAAUAACUUAUUUGUGACUUUUACUGUGACU